AUGUUGCAGAGGGUCCAGUCCACUGCUGAGCCGAUUGUGGACCGGUUAUCAGCUCUGGUCGGACCGAUAACAUGGACCAAGAUCAUCGUGACGUUGAUUGCGCUGGUGCUUGUGUGGGACCAGGUGUCGUACCAGUUGAAGAAGGGCUCGAUUGCUGGGCCUGCGUGGAAGAUGUGGCCAAUCAUUGGGCCGUUUAUGGAGUCGCUGGACCCGAAGUUUGAGGAGUACCAGGCCAAGUGGGCCUCCGGUGCGCUGUCCUGUGUGUCUGUCUUCCACAAGUUUGUUGUGAUUGCUUCCGACAGGGACCUGGCUCGUAAGAUCUUCCAGAGCCCUAAGUAUGUGAAGCCGUGUGUUGUUGACGUUGCGGUGAAGAUCCUGAGACCUUCUAACUGGGUCUUUCUGGAUGGCCAGGCCCACGUCGACUAUAGAAGGGGGUUGAACGGUCUGUUCACCAAACAGGCGCUUUCCCAGUACAUUCCAGGACUGGAGGUCAUGAUGGACAAGUACAUUGACAGAUUCAGAGAGAUCUCUAAGGAGGAGCCUGUGAUUUUCUUCCACGAGUUCAGAGAGAUGAUGUGUGGACUGUCUCUGAAGGCAUUCUGUGGUGAUUACAUCACGGAAGCACAGAUUAAAAAGGUUGCUGACGACUACUACCUGGUCACUGCUGCUAUGGAGCUGGUCAACUUCCCAAUCAUCUUGCCGUUCACCAAGACUUGGUAUGGUAAGAGAACUGCUGAUAUGGCCAUGAAGAUCUUUGCUGACUGUGCCGGUGAGGCGAAGAAGCACAUCUCCUCAGGUGGUGAGCCUACUUGUGUUAUGGAUAAUUGGAUCAAGUUGAUGUACGAUGCCCAGGCUGCGAAGGAGAAGAACCCAGAUUCUAAAUUGAGAGUGCGUAUGUUUUCGAACAAGGAAAUCUCUGAGGCGAUCUUCACUUUCCUCUUUGCCUCCCAAGAUGCAUCGUCAUCGUUGGCUUGUUGGUUAUUCCAGAUCGUUGCCGACCGUCCAGAUAUCCAGAAGAAGAUCAGAGAAGAACAGCUCCAAAUCCGUAAUAAUGAUCCAAAUGUCCCAUUGACUAUGGACUUGAUCGACAAGAUGACAUACACAUCACAGGUUGUCAAAGAGGCACUCCGUUACAGACCUCCAGUGUUGAUGGUUCCAUACGUUGUUAAGCAAAAGUUUGCCGUGACACAGGACUAUACAGCACCAAAGGGUGCUAUGUUGAUUCCAACAUUAUACCCUGCAUUACACGACCCAGAAGUUUACGAGAAUCCUGAUGACUUCAUCCCAGAGCGUUGGGAGGAAGGCUCCCCUGCUUGGGAAGCUUCAAAGAACUGGCUUGUGUUUGGUGUCGGUCCUCAUGUCUGCUUGGGUCAAACAUAUGUGUACACCACCUUUGCAGGAUUAUUGGGUAAGAUGGUUUUGCAUAACGAUUUGCAUCACAAGGUUACAGAUCUUUCAGAGGAGAUUAAGGUGUUUGCUACCAUCUUCCCUAAGGAUGAUUUGUUGUUGCAAGUCACAGAGAGAGAUCCAUUUGCUCCAACAGAGGUUCCAAAUGAAGCAUGA
Molecule: messenger RNA, 1563 nt
Organism: Williopsis jadinii
Lineage: Eukaryota; Fungi; Ascomycota; Saccharomycetes; Phaffomycetales; Wickerhamomycetaceae
Gene: ERG5
Product: C-22 sterol desaturase
Exons: 1
Coding region: 1-1563 (520 amino acids)
Biological process (GO): sterol metabolic process
Molecular function (GO): monooxygenase activity; heme binding; iron ion binding
Source: RefSeq, a predicted model, not a curated record